This is a messenger RNA of Trichoderma breve, 1164 nucleotides long. RefSeq names its product fungal specific transcription factor domain-containing protein. NCBI's taxonomy places the organism in Eukaryota, Fungi, Ascomycota, Sordariomycetes, Hypocreales, Hypocreaceae. Gene Ontology annotation, molecular function: DNA-binding transcription factor activity, RNA polymerase II-specific; zinc ion binding; DNA binding. The record is from RefSeq and is a predicted model, not a curated record. Gene Ontology annotation, biological process: DNA-templated transcription; regulation of DNA-templated transcription. The transcript has 4 exons. Gene Ontology annotation, cellular component: nucleus. The coding region runs from base 1 to 1164 and encodes 387 amino acids.
AUGAGCGCGGAGAAUGAGGCUCGCGUGAUUAUUCCUCGCAUGCGCCCAUCAUGUUCGCAGUGUCAAAGGUCAAAGAAGCGAUGCGACCGAGAGAAGCCCCGAUGCUCUGCAUGUGUGCGAUAUGGGAGAGAAUGCAUCUAUACCGGCACCGUGGGCAUCGUUGGAAAUGAACAAGCACCCAUAACACUUGCCCCAUCUCAAUCGCCGUCGAAAGCUGCCCAGGAGAACGAAGAAAGCUUUCCUGUAGUGUUCUUCCUUGACUCUGUUCUUUUUCAGCGCUCCUUGAAUCGGUUACCAGAACUAGAAUUAAGCCUCGGCGAUCCGCUCUUGAGCUACAUUGGUCACGAUGCGUCUGAUAGAGCAUUUGUAGGCUCAUACUUUGCGAGUAUUCACCCAGCGAUACCAUUUUUAUCGAAAAGAGGGUUUAAGGAGAGAGUUUUAAAUCCACUGGCUCCUCAACGACCAGUAAACACCCUUCUUGUUGCUUCAAUGAAGCUAUUAGCAACUCCAUUAGAAGACGAAGGGCCACGAAGCGGUGCAUAUUAUGCGAUCAAAAACAGCCUACUAGAAGCCGAACACUCAAGUGUUUUGGAACUGCGCGUACUACAAGCAAUCAUCCUCGUUGCAGUAUACGAGAUUGGGCACUCUAUUUAUCCUGCGGCAUACUUAACAGUGGGCUACUGUAUACGGUAUGGGACUGCGUUGGGCAUUCACAGAGCAGUGGAGCAGUAUUCAGAAGAGACCUUCAGUGUUACCGAGUCAGAAGAGCGACGUAGAAGCUGGUGGACCAUAUUGGUCUUAGAUCGUUUUAUAAGCCUUGGUAGCGCCGAAAGAGCCUUUCUCACACCAGAUCCUAGCAGUAACAGCUUGUUACCUAUUGACGACACUAUAUGGGAGGAAAAUGGAGAGACCGAUGCUCCGGUACGCAGGCUCUUUGAGCCACCGACCACGUCAAUGGGCCGCUUCUCCUUGACUGCGCAAGCCGCAGUCCUUCUGGGUAGGGUGUUUCGUAGCAUACAUGAGUUCCCUGUAUCAGAAGAGUUUUGGCAAAACGAUGUCAAAGUAUUAGAUAAUACUCUUGUUGCAUUGACAAAUGUUUCGUUGGAAGAGGGUCGCUUUCGUGGCAUUGCUGUAUGUAGCCCUUCAACUAUCUGCUACAGGUAA